Messenger RNA from Penicillium canescens, 894 nucleotides. Its product is annotated as chitotriosidase-1. The coding region runs from base 1 to 894 and encodes 297 amino acids. Gene Ontology annotation, biological process: carbohydrate metabolic process. The record is from RefSeq and is a predicted model, not a curated record. The transcript has 4 exons. Gene Ontology annotation, molecular function: hydrolase activity, hydrolyzing O-glycosyl compounds; chitin binding. Lineage: Eukaryota; Fungi; Ascomycota; Eurotiomycetes; Eurotiales; Aspergillaceae.
AUGUUAGAACAAUCGCUCUUCAAGGAGGGGUUCCAGGAUGCCAUUUGGUUGACCGAAAGUCCCCCUGACGCGGGCAAGCGAUUUAAGUUUGCGAAUAAUCUUCUCUCGUUUAUGGUUCACUUUGGCUUCGAUGGUGUCGAUCUUGACUGGGAAUAUCCCGGUGCCAGCGACCGCGGAGGAAACAAAGAGGACGUCAAAAAUUACGUCUUGUUAAUGAAGACCAUUCGUGAGAAGUUUAAUUCGUCCGCUAGAGUCUACUAUGGGUUGUCAUUCACCAUCCCAACUUCAUAUUGGUACCUGAGAUGGUUUGAUGUACCUGAACUACUCAAAUAUGCCGACUGGGUGUAUGGGACGAAAACAAUCCGAUUGGAACACCCGCACACCAACUUGACAGAGAUCAAACAAUCGUCGGAGCUCCUGUGGAGAAAUGAUGUUGCACCUGCCAAGGUUAUGUUAGGUGUUGGGUUUUACGGACGCUCGUUCCAUCUGAAAAACACAAACUGCACCAAGCCUGGAUGUGACUUCCACGGUGAUGCCCAAAAGGGAGACUGUACAAAGUCGUCUGGUACUCUGGCAUAUUUCGAGAUCCAGGACAUUAUCAGAAAGGAGCACAAGAAUGCCACUUACGACCACGAUGCUGCCGUAAAUUGGAUUACCUAUGGUGAUGAUCUCGACAACUGGGUCAGUUGUGAUGACGCGAAAACCUUGAAGCAGAAAGUGGAGUACGCAGAUGAAGUCGGCCUUGGUGGAGUUAUGAUUUGGAGUGUUGACCAAGACAAUGAAUCAUUCACAGCCCUCGAAGGAUUGAUUGGGAAGCCACUGCCUUCAUACCACAACAACCAAAAGCGAACCCACCUUUUGGACAUCAACCAUUGGAAAUCGCUGAAUGGUUAG